This is a messenger RNA of Strongyloides ratti, 672 nucleotides long. RefSeq lists its product as hypothetical. Bases 1 to 672 code for a protein of 223 amino acids. The transcript has a single exon. The record is from RefSeq and is a predicted model, not a curated record. Lineage: Eukaryota; Metazoa; Nematoda; Chromadorea; Rhabditida; Strongyloididae.
AUGAAUCCUAAAAAACAUAAGAAACAUAACUUUUAUGGAAAAAGACGUGCACGUUCUGCGUCUCCUGUAUUGGAUGAAUAUUCUAAAGAUUUACCAGUUGAAUUUGAGAAUCUUGAAGUAAAAGAUGAUAAAUCUAGACAAAAAAAAUUGUCUAAAAGUAUUAAGCGUCAAUACAAGAAGGAUUUAAUUAAGAAAAAGUGGAAGAAACAUCAUCACAAAAAAGACUAUACUUCUGAUUCAUCAUCUUCUAGUUCAAGUUCAAGUUCUUCAUCAUCAUCAUCAUCAUCGUCAUCAUCGUCAUCGCCAAACUCAUCAGCUGAUGGUAGCAAUAAUAGAAAGAUUAUGCCUUGUCAAUCCUAUAACAAUCCAUUUUUUUAUCCAAGAAUGCCGAGAUUUAAUCCAAACUUUAUGAAUUAUCCUUUACAUCAUUUUGAUCAUCAUCAUCAUCAUUUCAAACAUUAUUGUGGAUGUUUUAGAGGACGUGAUGAUUAUGUUUUUCCACUUGCAGCAUCAGAAAGAUUUAACAGAAAAAGAGGACACAAACAUCAUGGAUACCAUAGACAUCAUGAACAUGAAGAUGUUUCUGAGCGACAAAAUUUUCCCCAUUUUAGACAUUUUUCUUUCAGAGGAAAAUCUAGACAUCGCUACCAUUUACCAUCAUUUUAUUAUUAA